AUGAGCGCACCUAAUCCGGCUCUAUCGGCCUUGUCCGGCCCGACUUAUACUACCGCCCAGACGCUUAUCCAGCAGGUGGCGUAUUUGUUGAGUGACAAGAUCUUCUCAUACUCUCCCGAGAGUUUUGACCUCGAUGCUGCUCUGCAAGAAUGGUCUCAGAACAAGGAGGUCAAUGCCAAUGGCGAAUCUCCUGUUGUCAAGUCACUCGAGACCCGCCAAGGUGCCGGUAGCAUGGCUCUUGGAUAUCUUUUCUCCCAGGACUUUGACCUGAAGAAGCGCCAUGUGCCUCAGGGUAUCAUUGCCUCAUCCGCUACCCUUCCAUUCAUGCGGUCCGCUCUGGAACAGCUUUCUCUGCUCUACUCUGUAGCCAGCCCCGUGGCGGCUCACGUCGCUGCUGUGGACUACACUGGCGAGGAGGGUCUGGUUUCCGAUUAUGCUUCGGCCCUCUCCCUGGCUGAGGACCUCGGACUCGGUCUGGUCUCCAGCGGCUCAGCCCACGAGUCUCAGCACAUGGCUCUCUUCACCACUUUGCUUUCUUCCCUUCUUCCUUCGAUCCACAUCUACGAUGGCGUGCGUGUUGGUCGUGAGCACACCCGUGUCAUUGAUGUGCUCGGCAAGGAUGGUCUGAACAACACCUAUGAGACUGUUCGCAAGACCCUCGAUGAUGCUCGCAACCGCCACCUGGAUGCCCAGGGUAAGGUUCUUGAGCUGCUCAAGACUCUCAACGGCGAGCUGGGAACCGACUAUGGUGCAUUCGAGUACCAUGGUCAUGCCGAGCCCGCUUCUGUGCUGGUCGUCUUUGGCACCGUGGAGGCCACUCUCGCUGCCCAGGUUGCCCGCUCUUUGGCCAAGGAUGGUGUUCACAUUGGUGUUGUCAACGUCCGUGUGUACCGCCCCUUCGUGGAGGAAGAGUUCCUGCGCGUGCUUCCCAAGUCCACCAAGACGGUCGGAAUUCUGGGCCAGGUUGCCAAUGAGGAGGCUGUCCAGGAGGAGGGUGUUCACUCCGCUCUCUAUGAGGACGUCCUUGCUGCCUUGACCUUCGCCACAGACCGCGAGCAGGCCCCGGCUCCUGUUGAGAUCAAGUACCCUCGCUCUCAGACCUGGGACCUGGUCAGCACUGCUGCUGCUUUCCAGCGUAUCUUCGGGAAGCCUAUUCUUCCCAUCAACAGCGCCACCAACGAGACUGCUCCUCUGCAGCUGCUUGAUCCCGCUGCUGUUCAGGAAUACACCUUCUGGGACGUUGACAACUCCGUUUCUGAGGGCGCUGCUCAUACUCUCAGCCAAGCCCUUGCCGCUGACUCGGCCAGCAACGUUACCACCAGCAAGGUACACGACAACCUGGUCCAAGGCGGUGCUAUCCGCGUUGACAUUCGCAAGAGUGCCAAGAUCCUGGAUGCGCCUUACGCCGUUGCUGCUGCUGACGUUUCUUACGUUGGAAGCAUUGCUCUGCUCAACGAUGUCGACGUUCUUGCUUCUGUCAAGGAUAACGCCAAGGUCAUUGUCAGUGCUCCUGGUGUCAAGGACGAGGACCUGGAGAAGAAGCUGCCAGCCGCCUUCCGCCAGGCUGUCGCCCAGCGCGGUAUCUCCCUCUUCGUUGUUGACGCUUCUGCCAAUGAGGACUCAUCUCUCGAGACCUUCGUUCUUCAGGCAUCCUUCCUCCGUGUUGCUCUACCCUCCCAGGAAGGCCUUGCCGCCAAGAAGCUUUCAUCCAUCGUGGGCAAUGCCGAGGCCCUGGAGAAUGUGAUCAAGGAUCUUGAGAAGGUUCUUCGUCAGAUCGAGAUCCCCGAGUCCUGGAAGGAGCCCGAGGGUGUCAGCGAGGCUCCCCUGCUUCCAAAGGACAUCGCCGCGAACAGUUUCGCUCCCUUCGACAAGAAUGAAGCUGAGCCCCCGACCCUCCUCAGGGACUGGGAGACUGCGGCCCGUGGUCUGGCAUUCAAGGAGGCCUAUGGCACAAAGAACGCUCUUCGUCCUGACUUGGCCACCAAGACCUUCACUGUCCACGUCAAGGAGAACCGUCGCCUUACUCCCGUGACCUAUGACCGUAACAUCUUCCACAUUGAGUUCGACCUCGGUGACUCCGGCCUCACUUAUGACAUUGGUGAGGCUCUCGGUGUCCACGCCGAGAAUGACCCCAAGGAUGUCUCCGACUUCAUCGCCUUCUAUGGCCUGGAUCCCGAUGCGAUUGUGGAGGUUCCUAGCCGUGAGGACCCCGCCGUGCUGGAGAACCGCACCGUCUACCAAGCACUGAUCCAGAACGUUGACAUCUUCGGUCGCCCGCCCAAGCGCUUCUACGAGGCUCUUUCCGAGUUCGCCUCCGAUGAGAAGGAGAAGACCGAUCUGCGCACUCUGGGCGGUCCCGAUGGUGCCACCGAGUUCAAGCGCCGCUCGGAGGUUGACACCGUCACCUUCGCCGACAUCCUGCUCGAGUACCCGUCUGCCCACCCUGACUUCCACGAAAUUGUGCGCAUCAUCGGUCCCUUGAAGCGCCGCGAGUACUCCAUUGCCUCGUGCCAGAAGGUUACCCCCAACUCCGUUGCCCUGAUGAUUGUCGCCGUCAACUGGUCCUCCCCUAACGGCACCGACCGCUUCGGUCUGGCCACUCGCUACCUGAGCCGCCUCCAGCCCGGCUCGCCUAUUACCGUGAGCGUCAAGUCCAGUGUGAUGAAGCUGCCGCCCAAGUCGACCCAGCCCAUCAUCAUGGCCGGUCUCGGUACCGGUCUGGCCCCGUUCCGUGCCUUCGUGCAGCACCGCGCUCUCGAGAAGGCCCAGGGCAAGGAGAUCGGUUCUGUUCUCCUGUAUAUGGGCUCUCGUCACCAGCGCGAGGAGUACUGCUACGGAGAGGAGUGGGAAGCCUACCAGGAGGCCGGUGUCAUCACCCUGCUCGGUCGUGCAUUCUCUCGUGAUCAGCCUGAGAAGAUCUACAUCCAGGACCGUAUGCGCCAGUCCCUGCCUGAAAUCAUGCAGGCAUACAUCCGCGAUGAGGGUGCUUUCUACCUCUGCGGUCCCACCUGGCCCGUACCUGAUGUCACCGCUGUUCUGGAGGAGGCUAUUGCCACUGAAGCCAAGGCCAACGGUAAAAAGGUUGACACUCGCAAGGAGAUUGAGAAGCUCAAGGAUGAGGAGCGCUAUGUUCUGGAGGUGUACUAG
Penicillium cinerascens is the source of this 3147-nucleotide messenger RNA. Its product is annotated as sulfite reductase subunit alpha. Gene Ontology annotation, molecular function: sulfite reductase (NADPH) activity; FMN binding; flavin adenine dinucleotide binding. Lineage: Eukaryota; Fungi; Ascomycota; Eurotiomycetes; Eurotiales; Aspergillaceae. The record is from RefSeq and is a predicted model, not a curated record. Bases 1 to 3147 code for a protein of 1048 amino acids. Gene Ontology annotation, cellular component: cytosol. The transcript has a single exon.